AUGUGGGAACUUCGGUCUGCCUCCUUUUGGAGGGCCAUAUUUGCUGAAUUCUUUGCCACACUGUUCUAUGUCUUCUUUGGGCUGGGAGCCUCACUGCGUUGGGCCCCGGGACCCCUUCAUGUCCUGCAGGUGGCUUUGGCCUUUGGCCUGGCCCUGGCUACAUUGGUGCAGACGGUGGGUCACAUCAGCGGAGCCCACGUCAAUCCUGCAGUCACUUUUGCCUUCCUUGUGGGCUCCCAGAUGUCCUUGCUCCGCGCCUUCUGCUAUAUGGCAGCCCAGCUUCUGGGAGCUGUGGCUGGAGCAGCUGUGCUGUACAGCGUCACCCCGCCAGCUGUCCGUGGAAACCUAGCACUCAACACGCUGCACGCUGGGGUCAGCGUGGGCCAGGCCACCACUGUGGAGAUCUUCCUGACGCUGCAGUUCGUGCUCUGCAUCUUUGCCACAUAUGAUGAGAGGCGGAACGGCCGCCUGGGCUCUGUGGCCUUGGCGGUCGGCUUCUCCCUCACCCUGGGGCACCUCUUUGGGAUGUAUUACACAGGUGCAGGGAUGAAUCCUGCCCGCUCGUUUGCUCCAGCCAUCCUCACCCGGAACUUCAGCAACCACUGGGUGUACUGGGUGGGCCCGAUCAUCGGAGGGGGCCUGGGCAGCCUCCUCUAUGACUUUCUCCUCUUCCCCCGGCUCAAGAGUGUUUCUGAGAGACUGUCUAUCCUCAAGGGAGCCAGACCCAGUGACUCCAAUGGACAGCCCGAGGGUACAGGGGAACCUGUAGAACUGAAGACUCAGGCCCUGUGAAAGAUCCAACUGGGGAGAGGAGUGGAAUGCUUCUGGGUUUCAAGGAGGGGCAGAGCCAGCCCUUGGAUGGAGAA
Molecule: messenger RNA, 866 nt
Organism: Peromyscus eremicus (cactus mouse)
Lineage: Eukaryota; Metazoa; Chordata; Mammalia; Rodentia; Cricetidae
Gene: Mip
Product: major intrinsic protein of lens fiber
Exons: 4
Coding region: 1-792 (263 amino acids)
Biological process (GO): transmembrane transport
Cellular component (GO): plasma membrane; apical plasma membrane
Molecular function (GO): water channel activity
Source: RefSeq, a predicted model, not a curated record